AAAAAUUCUAGAAACUGUUCAGUUCAAAUCAAAAUUAUAGGUUCAAACAUCUUGUCAAUGUAACAAUAGUUAAGAGAUGUAAGAUAGCAAUAAUUUUUCUCUCAUGUGCCAAGUGAGUAGUCCCGCCCCCAGAGUUACGCCAUUGGUUGAGCCAGUGUUGAUGUGUUGGGCUCGUCAGGAUGCUUAAACAAACAGAGCAAUGUUUUCAAAGCACUACGGUGUUUACAUUUUUUUUCUUGAGAAUGAACUGCAAUGGCUUACUUAUUGUUGGCCUCACAUUAACUUGAGAAAGUAUUUUAAAAUAAAAAGACCCACUUUAAGUUUAAUUAGCAACAUUGUCCUUAUCUGAACCAUGUUCUGUAUGCCGUUCCUUCAGUCCUGCACACUCUAGGCUUUAAAAGGACAUAUUGUUUGGAGAACACUGUCUGUCAGCAGACUCAUGGGCAUUAGUCAAGGUACUUCAGCCAAUUAAAUGAGAGAGGAAAAAAUAAUGCGUAAGCUUUCCGUAUUUAGACAGUCAUCAAUUUCUUUCUCAACAAAUGCUGUGACUGUCCUAAUUUCUUAAAACUAAGACAGGUCUCGUGGAUGAAUUAAAACCCCUACCUCGGUAGCCUGAGGCUGAAGACAUGCUCAGUAUGACCGAGAAUCCUGAUCAGGUUUUAUCAGUAGAAGCCCAAGCAGAAUCCAGUCCUUUUCCCUGUGUUUGAAUGAUCCUGAUAAAGUGCCAAUAGUUCUGAUUAGACAAGCCUCAUCCAACAAACAUUUAGAUUUUGCUUUGCUUGAUUCUUAUUCAGAAUACUUAAAACAUGUCAUACAUGCAUAAACAUAUUCCUAUAAUGAGCAAAAAAAGUUAUCCACUGCAGAAAAGCAGCAUAGUUUAAAGGUUUAGGGUUUGAUCACUGCCUAGAAACAUUUUCUAAUAUUAGAACAUUUGCUUGAUUUGCCCCAGCUUCUCUGGUGAUUCUUGAGCACAUGGCCAUAUGCUGCCCAAUAGGAAUACAGGAUUACCUUUUCCCUUCUGUAGCAACAGUGAGUUUCCUGCCUCGAUUCAUUAAUUAUUUUGUGCUCUGCCUUGGUCACAGUGUUUUGCAAACAGCUCUGCUCAGACUGAAUAAAGGGGAGAAAAGGAUGUGUACGACUCCGUCAGCCGCCGUCCUGCAGUCUAAGCCGUCUGCUUGACUGUAAAGAUGAGGAUUUCUCUCAGCAGAACUUUUUGUUUUAGCUUUCAGAAUGGACUUUUUCUUUUUUCCUGAAUGAACUCCAUCGUACAGUUCAGUAGUAUUACAUUAAAUACUUUAGUUCUAAUGAUGAAAAGGCGGAAAGGGGGAUGACGUGUUUCGGAGGGGGUGUUUCGGUGGUGUGAGGAUUGCGGGCUGUGGUUGGGUAUGUCAGUGCCACGUGUCUGCGCUUGCACCUCUCUUCUCCACACAGAGGAUGUCGGAUUGAGACCCUAGUGCGCCUAGUCAAAGUAGGUCAUCCUGUUACUCUGGGAGGAUCACAUCUUGAGAGGGAAUGUUGAGCAACCUGCUCUAAGACGACACCAGCUGAUUUGGCAAAUAAAUCUGUGAAGGACUUCAUUCUUUUUCUUUUCCCGAGCCUGAAUGAGCAUGCUGCAUUCCCUCUGUUCCAUCAUUUGGUUGAACCGUGGGUUCAAGUUGAGAAAAGUGGCCUGCUCGGCCAACACCGGUCAGGUCUAAGCUGUUGCUACCACGCAUGCCCGUUUAUGAGCUCCGGUCAGAAGUGCUUAGCUUUUAACCAAACGUCCCAAGGUACAACACCAUUUGCACCCUUGCAAAGUUUCAUCCUCAAUCCGACGCUCUUCUGCCUGGGUUGAUUGUCAGUUCAUACUCUGAAAAUGGCUGCCGAUGGCUUCCAGUACAGAUCUCUGUACUCCUACUCUAGCGACUGGGAGGAUGACAUUGACCUUGAGCCUGGUGAUGUCCUGACGGUCGACAAAGUGUCUCUGCUGUCACUGGGCAUCAAAGAGGGUGAGGAGGAGCACCCAGAAUGCAUUGGCUGGAUCUUGGGCUUUAACGAGCGAACCAAACAGAGGGGAGACUUUCCAGGGACGUACGUGCAGUAUGUGGGACCUGUGAAAAUGUCAGUGCCGUCUUGCCAGCCUCGUUCUCAGAGACCGCUUCCUGCUGUUCCCAGACCGGAGCCAACAGCCUCCUCGCAGGUUGCUGCAGUCCUGGACUUGACCAAACAGUUCACACAGGCGGAAACUGCUCCUCCUAAUCUUAUUAAGCUGGUCGAAGCAAUUGAGCGGACAGGUCUGGACUCUGGGGCACUAUACAGGACAUCCACUGCUUCAGCUUCUGACAGACAGAACCUCGCUGAGCUGCAGGAGUUGGACGUGGGACAGUGGGACAUUCAUGCCCUCUCGGAGGCAGUCAUUCGGUACCUGCAGGAACUUCCUGCCCCCAUCAUCCCUCCCUCUGUUUAUACAGACCUUCAGGCAGCAGUGCAGCUAGAAUCGGACGUCCCGUCCGCGAGGAGACGAGAGCAGCUGCUGCAGGUGCUGGAGAAGCCUGAAGUUCCACUGCAGAACCUCCUGACGCUGCAUUAUUUGCUCAGACAUCUGGAGAAGGUCUGCCAGCGUGGCGAGCAGAACGGCCUCGACAUUCACACCCUCUGCCAAAUCUUUGGCCCUCUGCUGAUCAGGGGCCCUGUGAGCGGGUCAGAGGAAGAUGAGGGGUUUCCUGCGGUUGCAGUUGAGAGACUUCUUUUGGAGAGAAUUUGGGAACAAGAGCCGACUCCUCCCGCUCUCCCUCCUAAACCGCCCAAAGCCAAAGCCAUGGCCUCAUCUGUGACCAAUGGAAACUGCAGCUUACUGAGUGAAGCUGAAUGGUACUGGGGCGACAUUUCAAGAGAGGAGGUGAAUGAGAAGAUGAGAGACACUCCUGAUGGUACGUUCCUGUUGCGGGACGCAUCAAGCAAAGUGCAGGGAGAGUAUACCUUGACCCUCAGGAAAGGAGGCAAUAACAAACUGAUCAAGGUUUUUCACCGUGGGGGGAAGUAUGGCUUCUCUGAGCCUCUCACUUUUCUCUCUGUGGUGGAACUCAUCAACCACUACCGGCAUGAGUCACUGGCCCAGUACAACGCCAAGCUGGACACUCGCCUGCUCGUACCAGUGUCUAAAUAUCAGCAGGAUCAGGUGGUGAAAGAAGACAGCAUCGAGGCGGUAGGAGAGCAGCUGAAGGUUUAUCACGAGCAGUAUCAGGAGAAGAGUCGUGAAUAUGAUGUACUGUAUGAAGAAUACACGCGCACGUCACAGGAGCUCCAGAUGAAGCGAACAGCCAUAGAAGCCUUUAAUGAGACCAUCAAGAUCUUUGAGGAGCAGUGCGAGACCCAGGAGCGCUUCAGCAGAGAAAGCAUUGAGAAGUUUCGCAGAGAAGGCAACGACAAGGAGAUUGAGAGAAUUCAGAGCAAUUCUGAGAAGCUGAAAUCCAGAGUGGCAGAGAUUCAUGACAGCAAGAGGAAGCUGGAGCUGGAAUUGAAGGGACAAGCUACAGACAAUCGAGAGAUAGACAAGAGGAUGAACAGCUUGAAACCAGACCUCAUACAGUUGAGGAAGCUACGGGACCAAUACCUUGUAUGGCUGACUCAGAAAGGCACCAAACAAAGGAAGAUCAACGACUGGCUGGGUAUAAAGAACGAAUCAGAGGACUUCUAUUCUCUGUUGGAUGAUGAUGAUGAUCAAGCACAUCACGACGAGGGCACCUGGUACGUUGGGGACAUCAAGCGCACACAUGCGGAGGAUCUCCUGAGAGGCAAACGAGACGGCACCUUCCUCAUCAGAGAGAGCCAGACCCAGAAGGGCUCCUUCGCCUGCUCUGUAGUUGUGGAUGGAGAGAUCAAACAUUGUGUGGUUUACAAGACGGCCACUGGUUUUGGAUUUGCUGAGCCCUACAACCUUUACGGUUCCUUGAAAGACUUGGUCCUGCACUACAAACACACCUCUCUGGUCCAGCACAACGACUCACUGAAUGUAACCCUGGCCUACCCGGUCCUCGCACAGCAGCCUAGAUGAGCACCACCACACGAGACCACCCAGGACACACAUAUAAAGCAUGAUUAAACGCAUUAUACGGAGCAAACUAUACUAACAGCGAACUUUUAUGUUUAUCGUAGAGAACAGAUAAGCACAGUAUAUUAUCGUAAGUAAACGUACGGCUUUUUUCGUAAGCCCAUAGCGUUCCGUAUCAAUCAUAGUCAGCUGCAGUAAUUACAGUGAGAUCACAGCUACUCUGUAUUUGUUGUCCCAACACAAGAGAGGAAAUUAAAGAGAGGAAAGUGUCACGUGAUUGGUGGUGUAGUCCUGGAUAUUUUCGUUGAGGACACGAGAUGAGGAAUUAGCCGAAAGUUGCAGCUGUUGAUAAUCAAUCUUUUAGCUGUUAUGUCACUGUGCAUUUGUUUGGUAGCUCGCUUCUGCCAACCAUAUAGAUUCCUCUUUAUGUGAGCUGUCCUAUAGAAGAUGUGAAACAAACCUUUUAUAUCUAUCUCAGAUGUGGUCAAGGGACACUGAAGUCCUUUUAGCUUCUGUUCUGCCUCUUUAAAGCUAGUCGUCAUGGUCAGAAUAAAUAGCCAUCAACAAUCGUGUGCUUUUCUUUGAGAUGGUCCACCACAGAGUUGGAAGUCUGGCAUCUUAAUGGUUUCUGUGGGCUGGUAUUGGUGCUUCCUGGUGCUUUAUUUUCGACUUGUAACGUGAGAAUGAUGCAUAGCUGUAGCGAACUGUUAAGAUCCAGAGCAGAACAAAGGUGAUCCCAAAGCAACAAAGCUCCCAGGAGCUUCCACUCGCUUCGAAAGGUUUAAAAAGGCAAAGCAGGUUAUUCAACAGGCACAAAAACGGAAUGGAAAACCCAUUUGUGAUAUAAACCGGGACAUGAUUAUAGAUUUUCGAGGAGAUUAUCAGGUGGAAUAUGUUAUGUUUGUAAUAGGAAAUGAGUCCUAAUGUUUGUUGGGUGUUUGUAACUGUACACCAUCCUGUGACUUCAGCUUUGCUGUGACUCAUAUAAUCAGAUGAUACACUGUUGUACCUGUACAUCAUACAGUCAGCUGGAUGAAAAACAUAUAUUUUUAGUGAGUGAUCAAAUGCUUUUUAUCAAGCAAGAACCAGAUAGCAAUUUUAUGUUUGCUGACUAAGAAACUGUACUUAAAUGAGACAUACUUGGAGAGGAAGUGGUUUAAAGUGCCUUCUGCCCAUGUGUCCUGGAGGAGCUUUCCUGUGAUUGGGGCAGUACAGAAUGCUUCACUUCCAUUGAUAUAUACUCCUUGAGCCCUACAACAAAGUUAAGCAAAUGCUAAACUAUAUCAAAUGCUUUGAAAGCACAACAACGCAAUUUUUUUUUAAUUAAACGCUUUUUGUUACAUGUCCAUUGUGAGUAUCAAGAUCAAGAAGACGAUGAUAAAUGAAAGGACCUCUUAUUUGUAGUGUUUAAUAUUAGCUUUUAAGCUUUUAAUUAGGUUUGGUCUUAACCAGUAUGCACUUUCUUGAAUGUCAUUUCAUUUGAGGUACCUUUUUAACAACAUUCAUUUUACAAGGUUGUGUGUUUAGGCCUGUUUAUACCAAGAACGGCAUUUAGUGAGAUAAACAUUUGACCUUGACUAAACCGCUGACAAACAUUUGCAUGCUGUUUUUUACAUAUAGGUGUUCUUAAGUGAUAAAAAAUUAACUAUUUACCCACUCUCAUGUUUUUUCCAAACAUGUAUGAAUUUCUUUUUGUUGAACACAAAACAAUAUAUUUUGAAAAAAUGUUUGUAACCAAACAUCUGCUGGUAGCCGUUGACUUCCAUGGCAUUUUUAUUCAUACAUUAUUUUAUUCAUAUCUCUUAUCUAUCGCACUGCGAAUAAAGUUGGCCAACCAAUAAGAAUCAGGCUUUUUAUUCACAUGCCCAGAGCCACUGCGGUUACAUGAAACUGAUUUGGCUACACUUGCAGACAAUACAGCAUCUGUAGAAGGCAGGGAUUUUUCUUGAUUUUCCAUAUACGCCACCUACUGUCAUAAAGAGAAAUAGCAUUUUCAUUUAGCACUCAUUGGUUUAAAUAGAACUGCAUUUUUGUUCCAGUCCUGGAAUUCAUCUUGGUAUAAACAGGCUUUAUUUUUUUAUUAAAGCUUCAUUCAAAAAAAGAAAGAAGAAAAACCUGCAUCCGUUUUUCUAGAAAGUUAGUCAAUCUAAAAGGCAAGUUGGAAUUAAAACUCAGUCAGAACUAGAAACUUUGAACUAGCCUGAAUCCUUUGCUUUUGACAUCCUUCUUUUAGAUUGAUUCAUUUAUGCUUAUAAAUCUGCCACAGACAUUAAAAUGAGGCAGGCUUUGGUUUCGUAAGCUUGUUUGUCGGUAUACGGUUUGUUUUGUCAUAUCGAUAGGAUGAAGUUUUUCUAUGAUGGUGUGGAGUGGAGCGAGAACAGAGACACCGGUUAUGAUUCCUUGAAUGUUCUGACUGACCGGCCUUUGUUUUAUUGAGAGCACAGAGAAUGAGCCAGAUGUGACGAGUUUGUGUGAGUUAAAACAGUGGAGUAAAAGCCUCUAAAUGCACUAUAGAAGCACAUUUUGAGGUGAUUAUGAAUGACAAUUAAUGAAGCUUGACAGCCUUUAUGAGCAACCGAAAUAGGUUUAGGUACACAUUUUAGUUACAGGCCUGUAGCGUCAGUGUGUGGGUCUGUUCUUUGUUUUGUUUUUUCUUUCUCUAAAUCCUUCUAAAGAGAGACUAAUUGUAUGUCAUUGUGUUUUUUUUUUUUUUUUUCUCUCAUUGUAAGUAAUGACCUUACAGAUUCAAAGAUAAGCUAGCUUGAAUAUCUCUCUUCCAUUCAGUACAGUUACAAAUGUUUACAGUAUCUAAUUAACCAAAUAGAAGAUGUGUUUUCAGACAUGCUCUGUCUGGUCCUGAAAGGAGUCUGUUAGACGGGGUUUCUUGUCUUUUUUUGCCUCUGUUUUAAACUUGAAGAUUUUGUUUUCAUUCUUUGUUCUCUUUAAACAGUGCUCCCUCACCUCACAUCGUAUUUUCUUCUGAAUAAAAAGGAAGUUUAAUGGUCUUUUAGGUUGCAGAGCAGGUUUGCCAGCAUUCUUCAUUUAAAUGUUUUUUUUUUUUUUGUUUUGUUUUGCGGUAGUAGACAUAUUUCUGUUUCAAGUUUCAAGUUACACUUGACUUAUAUGUAACUAACUUCCUUCUAUAGUCUCAGUCAGAGCAAGAACUAAAAUUAGCUGUUCUUUUUUCCUCUUCCGUCUUUCUACGACAAGAUGUACACUGAAAAGUAAGAUACAGCAGGGCCAAAUGUUUAAUAGACUUCUGUUUGUGUUCUAUUAUAACUUAGUGUAUGAAAUACAUUUUUCAUGCAUAGUGGUUAUGAUGUAAAUAUGAAAGCUUAGUUUAUCUCACAAUUCUUUAUUCUUUUAGGUACAUCUAAGGGGAAAAAAUCAGAAAUGUGAGAUAUAAAGUCAGACAUAUAUACUUGGAAAUAAAAAUCUGAUUGAAUUGAUUUCCCCUUUAGAAUUGUGAGAUAUAAACUUGAGAUAUAUAUAUAUAUAUAUAUAUAUAUUAGUUAGUUAGUUAUUAGUUUGUCUAGUCAGACACUUAUUUUUCUCAGAAUUAAAAAAAGAAUUUAGAUAAAAACUUUUAAAAAAAAUCCCCAUAGUGGAAAAAGCUUUCAUACAUAACCACUAAUUAACCUUUACCUCAUUAAACUAAAUGAUCACUUCCUGUCUUGUUUCUCCUGAGUGUGUGAAGUGGUCUGUUGAAGAUGAUGCACACCAAAGUGCCAUUAGAGCUGGAGGACGGGGAGCACUGUUUGUUACCCAGUACGUUUCUACUGGAUGUGUGUGUGCACAAACUAUAUGUACAUACUUUUAUUUCCUUUUACUUCUUCUGUUCUCUCCAAUCUGUUUUUGGGUGCAGAUUUUUCAGUGUACAGUUUGCAUCAGUGUUGUUUGUCUUUCAAACAGGUACACAAGCAUUACAGAGAUAUGGCUCUUUAAUAGGUAGAUGGAAUUAUUUUUAAGACAAUAAAAAGAUAUUGAGUCUAUUGCA
Messenger RNA from Carassius auratus (goldfish), 8027 nucleotides. It is a transcript of the gene pik3r2, whose product is annotated as phosphoinositide-3-kinase, regulatory subunit 2 (beta). Bases 1856 to 4033 code for a protein of 725 amino acids. Gene Ontology annotation, cellular component: phosphatidylinositol 3-kinase complex. Gene Ontology annotation, molecular function: 1-phosphatidylinositol-3-kinase regulator activity; protein binding. NCBI's taxonomy places the organism in Eukaryota, Metazoa, Chordata, Actinopteri, Cypriniformes, Cyprinidae. Gene Ontology annotation, biological process: insulin receptor signaling pathway; phosphatidylinositol phosphate biosynthetic process. The record is from RefSeq and is a predicted model, not a curated record. The transcript has 16 exons.